AUGAAUUCCAUUCAAGAAUUGUUAAAACUAAAAUUUACGACCUUGUCGUUCGAAAAAAAAAUGGAAAUAAAAUCAUUGGGAAGACCAUUACCUACUUUGUUCAAUUUAAUCCAGGAAUCAAAGAAAGGAAAUAAAAUCUAUCGACGUCGGUUUAAUCCGGAGCUAUUCCAAAAAUAUAAAUGGCUAUGCGGGUGUGAAACUAACGUCAAAUUAUUUUGUUUUCCGUGCGUUUGUUUUGGCGGUGAUUGGUCUUGGAGUAAGACAGGUGUUACGGAUUUAAUACAUCUUUUAUCUAAAAUAAACAAACACGAAAAUUCAUUUAAACACAUACAAAAUGAAGCAAAUUUAAAAAUUUUGGGUACGGUUAACAUUGACGCAGGUUACAAAUUGGGAAUAAAACGACAUAAUGAACAAGUUUAUAAAAAUCGUGAUGUUUUAGAAAAAAUUUUAAACUGUGUUAAAUUUUGUGGAAAGUAUGAACUUCCUUUGUGUGAUCGUGAUGUAAAAGUAAAAUCAAAAAAUCAAGGUGUUUUUUGUGGUUUAAUUGACCUUUAUUCAAACUUUGAUCAAAAUUUAAGAGAUCAUUUACAAAACUCUAUGGUUUUUAAUGAACCAUCCAAAACAAUUCAAAAUGAGUUGCUAGAUUGUAUUUUAAAUGUUGUUAGAAAUCAAAUUUUAAUAGAAAUACAUAAUUCAGAUUUUGUUUCUAUUAUUGUUGAUGAAACUACUGACACUGCCAACUCAUUUCAAUUAGCACUAAUUUUUCGGUAUGAAAUUAAUGGUAAACCCGUUGAACAUUUUUGGGGCUAUUUAAAUCCAAAAGGUCAUAAUGUCGAGUCAUUAACACAAACUAUUUUAAAAGAAAUUAAUCCAAUUCUAGAAAAAACACCCUCAAAAUUAAUCGCACAAUCAUACGAUGGCGUGGUAGUAAUGAGUGAUCAGAAUACAAGAGUUAAUACAAGAGUGAAGGAAAAAUAUCCAUUUGCAAAUUUUGUACAUUGCUACGCUCACCAAUUAAAUUUAAUAAUGAUCCAAGCUACUUCGCAAAAUAAACAAAUUAAAAUAUUUUUUUCUAAUUUAUCUGAGAUUUCAGAAUUUUUUUCUAGUUCUCCACAAAGAGUAGCUGUGUUAAACGACAUUGUAGGUAGUCGUUUGCCUAGAACUGUUCAAACAUGUUGGAAUUUCCAUAUAAAAACUAUCAAUACAGUAUAUGAAUAUAGAGAGUCAUUAAUAGAAUGUAUGGACAAAAUUGUAAGUAUUUCCUUACAGUCUUGUACUAUUAAUAAAGCUACAGGUCUCAAGAGACUAUUAACAGAUGAAACUUUUAUAUUUUGGCUAACCAUUUUUCACAAAAUUAUGCCUCAUGUCGACUGCCUUCAUAAAGUUGUUCAAGCAAAAAACACUGAUCCGGUACAAAUACAAAAAUCAAUUGAUUGUUUUACUAAAGAAAUUUCAAAAAUUCGAGAUGACAUGACAAAUAUUUGUCAAUAUAUUUCAAAAUAUUCAGACAUUGAAAAUACUUUUAAAAGAAGAAAAAUUGAAGACAAUAUUAAUUCUAGAAAAUUGGCCGCAUUGGAAGUAUGUGACGUAUUAUCUAUUCAAGCUCAAAGUCGUUUUGAUUUUACUAAACAUUUAACAAUAGCUAAACUUUUUCAAAAUGAUAAAUAUGAAGAAUAUAAAUACACAUUUCCACUCACUACUCUAAAUAUUUUUGUUGAAUGUUAUCCAUUCUUUGUUCAAGAACGUUUAAAGACUGAGUUGGAGGUAAUGUACUCUCGUGAUGAUUUUCAUUCUUUAUGCGGUGUAAUUCCUACUAUUAAUUACAUUUCAAAUAAUAAUAUGGAGGAUACAUUUAAAGAAGUUUUUAAGUUGCUAAAACUUUUAGUAGUAAUUCCAAUGACAUCUUCAGAAGCCGAAAGAAGUUUCUCAACAUUGAAGAGGAUUAAAACAUGCUUGAGAGGUACCAUGAAUGAAGAGAGACUCAACGCUUUGACUAUGUUGAGUAUAGAAAGUUGUAUGAUUAACGAAGAUAAUAGUUUUAAUCAAAAAGUAAUUAACGAAUUUAUUAAAAUAAAAGAAAGAAAAAUGAAUUUUGUAUAUGUUGACGUGUAA
Molecule: messenger RNA, 2112 nt
Organism: Cinara cedri
Lineage: Eukaryota; Metazoa; Arthropoda; Insecta; Hemiptera; Aphididae
Source: the annotation of a GenBank genome assembly